GCCCCGCCCCCUUCUCAUGUUAGUUGUAGUUCAGUUCGCGUCGUUAUAUUAAUUAUUACCUGACUUUUGAUUAUGUAACUCAUACAGCGUGUCUCUGGACUGGUUUCAGACACCAGUACAGUAUGUUAGUCUCCAGACCGGACAAAGAAGAGAAAGCUGCGAGGAUUGAAGGAGUUCAGGACUGAAGAAACCGAAACAAAAAUGACGUUAAACGUCAGACUCAUGAAGUUUGUUUCCGCCGUGUUUUACGCCUUUUGCUCGUUUUUUAUCAUCGUGGUCAAUAAAAGUAUUUUAACUGAGUACAAGUUUCCCUCGUUCAUGUUCCUCGGAAUUGGGCAGGUGAGAGUUUUAAACGCAUAUGACACCAUCAUCAUUCUAUAUGUUGCCAAAAUGAGCAAAACCAUCCAUUUUCAGGACUUUGACAAAAGUAUUCCUGGAAAGAUAUUUCCUUUACCGUUGCUGUAUAUGGGGAACCACGUGACCGGACUGGGCGGAACUAAGAAACUCAGCUUACCCAUGUUCACUGUGCUCAGAAAAUUCACCAUUUUAAUCACAAUGAUCAUGGAAUUCAGGAUACUGAGGAAAAGCUUCGCUCCGCCGCUGGUGUGCAGUGUUUUGGCUAUAGUUGUGGGCGCUCUGGUGGCAGCCAGCUCGGACCUGUCCUUCAAUGCAGAAGGAUACACGUUUGUUCUGCUAAACGACGUCUUCACAGCCGCCAGUGGAGUUUACACCAAGAAGAAACUGGGGAUGGAGGGUCUUGGUAAAUACGGGGUUUUGUUUUAUAACGCUUUUAUCAUUAUUAUCCCAACGGUCCUGGCGAGCGCUUACACUGGAGAUCUACAGAAGGCUCUAACCUUUGAAGGAUGGAUGUCUGUUACGUUCAUAUUUCAUUUUUUAUUGUCUUGUGUCAUGGGGUUUAUUUUGAUGUAUUCCAUCAUCCUCUGCAGCUUCUAUAACACGGCACUAACUACAACAGUCGUUGGGGCAAUUAAAAAUGUUGCAGUGAUGUAUAUUGGCAUGUUCAUCGGCGGAGACUAUAUCUUCUCAUGGACAAACUUCAUAGGCCUGAAUAUAUGCAUCUCGGCGGCUCUGAUUUACUCCUACAUCACGUUUCACAGCAGCGUCUCUUCAGAAUCCAGCGUCAAACCGGCGGAAGACACCCUGAGCGCUCACAUCACAGAGAAGACGUGACGCUCAGCCAGUUUAAAAUAAAUAAACACAAAUGCAUCAACCA
Cyprinus carpio (common carp) is the source of this 1234-nucleotide messenger RNA. RefSeq names its product solute carrier family 35 member D2 (gene slc35d2). The record is from RefSeq and is a predicted model, not a curated record. The coding region runs from base 202 to 1191 and encodes 329 amino acids. The transcript has 12 exons. Gene Ontology annotation, cellular component: Golgi apparatus. Gene Ontology annotation, molecular function: GDP-fucose transmembrane transporter activity; antiporter activity. Lineage: Eukaryota; Metazoa; Chordata; Actinopteri; Cypriniformes; Cyprinidae.